GGAGCUUCAGAGCUGUCUGAUUGUUGGGAGGGAAAAGCAGCCUCCCUGGCUCUCUGGAUGGAUUGACUGGAGAUGGAUCGAAUUACACCAUUUGCCGUGCUUGGGUUUGUUUUGCUCUUGGUCUGUCCCGCUGCUGAAAGGGUUGGUGGCGAGUUUCGGGAUUAUACUGAGGAAACCAAAACCUAAGAAGACCGGAUUUUUUUUUCUCCCUUCUUAUUUUUCCCCCCCUUACCCUGGUGGGUUUCAAGCUUCCUUGCCAGCCUCCCCCCAUGAGGUAGCUAACCGGGAUUUCUGAGGAGGCACUGCUCUUUUUUUCUCCCCCUUGGCCAACCAUGAGGCCCCCCUUGCUUUGUGCAUAUAUACUGUUAAUAACCAUCUCCCAGUUGAGGGCAGUCAGCUUUCCUGAGGACGAUGAACCCAUUAAUACCGUUGAUUACCACUAUUCAAGGCAAUAUCCAGUUUUUAGAGGACGCCCUUCAGGCAAUGAAUCUCAGCACAGGCUGGACUUUCAGCUGAUGUUGAAAAUUCGAGACACACUUUAUAUUGCUGGCAGGGACCAAGUUUAUACCGUAAACUUAAAUGAAAUCCCCAAAACAGAAGUGAUACCAAGCAAGAAAUUAACAUGGAGGUCAAGACAACAGGAUCGAGAAAACUGUGCCAUGAAAGGCAAACACAAGGAUGAGUGCCACAACUUUAUUAAAGUGUUUGUUCCAAGAAACGAUGAGAUGGUUUUUGUCUGUGGCACAAAUGCAUUUAACCCAAUGUGCAGAUACUAUAGGUUGAAUACCUUGGAGUACGAUGGGGAAGAAAUUAGUGGCUUGGCAAGGUGCCCAUUUGAUGCCAGACAAACCAAUGUUGCGCUCUUUGCUGAUGGGAAACUAUAUUCUGCAACAGUAGCUGAUUUCCUGGCAAGUGAUGCUGUCAUUUAUCGGAGCAUGGGCGAUGGAUCUGCCCUACGAACCAUAAAAUAUGAUUCCAAAUGGAUAAAAGAGCCACAUUUUCUUCAUGCCAUAGAAUAUGGAAACUAUGUUUAUUUCUUCUUUCGAGAAAUUGCUGUAGAACAUAAUAAUUUAGGCAAGGCUGUGUAUUCCCGUGUGGCCCGUAUAUGCAAAAAUGACAUGGGUGGCUCCCAGCGGGUCCUGGAGAAACACUGGACUUCUUUUCUCAAGGCCCGACUCAACUGUUCCGUCCCCGGGGAUUCAUUCUUCUACUUUGAUGUCCUUCAGUCCAUUACUGACAUCAUACAAAUCAAUGGCAUCCCUACGGUGGUCGGGGUGUUUACCACCCAGCUGAACAGCAUUCCUGGUUCAGCUGUGUGUGCUUUUAGCAUGGAUGACAUUGAAAAAGUAUUCAAAGGAAGGUUUAAAGAACAGAAGACCCCAGACUCUGUCUGGACAGCGGUACCUGAAGACAAAGUCCCCAAGCCAAGGCCUGGCUGUUGUGCAAAACAUGGCCUUGCAGAGGCUUACAAAACUUCCAUUGAUUUCCCCGAUGAAACCCUGUCCUUCAUCAAAUCCCAUCCUUUGAUGGACUCCGCUGUCCCAUCCAUCAUCGAGGAGCCCUGGUUCACAAAGACUCGGGUCAGGUAUAGAUUGACUGCUAUCGCAGUAGAUCAUUCAGCUGGACCAUACCAAAAUUACACAGUCAUAUUUCUUGGCUCGGAAGCUGGAGUCGUACUUAAGAUCCUGGCAAAGACCAGCCCUUUCUCCUUGAAUGACAGCGUAUUAUUGGAAGAGAUUGAUGCUUACAACCAUGCAAAAUGUAAUGCUGAGAGUGAAGAGGACAGGAAGGUCCUCUCUCUGCAACUGGAUCCAGAUCACCAUGCCUUGUACGUAGCCUUCUCCAGCUGCGUUAUUAGAAUUCCCCUCAGCCGCUGCGAGCGUUACGGGUCCUGUAAAAAAUCUUGCAUCGCCUCUCGUGACCCGUACUGUGGCUGGUUAAGCCAGGGAGCCUGUGGCCGCGUGAAGCCCGGGAUGCUGUUGUUAACUGAGGACUUCUUUGCUUCCCAUAACCACAGUGCUGGAGGAUAUGAACAAGACACAGAAUAUGGCAACACAGCACAACUUGGGGACUGCCAUGAAAUUUUGCCUACUUCAACUACACCAGAUUACAAAAUAUUUGGCGGUCCAACAUCUGACAUGGAGGUAUCCUCGUCUUCUGUUACCACAAUGGCAAGUAUCCCAGAAAUAACACCUAAAGUGAUUGAUUCCUGGAAACCUAAACUGACGAGCUCCCGGAAAUUUGUAGUUCAAGAUGAACCAAACACUUCUGAUUUUACUGAUCCUUUAUCAGGUAUCCCAAAGGGUGUGAGGUGGGAAGUACAAUCUGGAGACUCCAACCAGAUGGUACACAUGAACGUCCUCAUCACCUGCGUCUUUGCGGCUUUCGUCCUGGGCGCCUUCAUUGCGGGGGUCGCGGUUUACUGUUACCGGGACUUGUUUGUUCGGAAGUCCAGGAAGAUCCACAAAGAUGCCGAAUCGGCUCAGUCCUGUACAGACUCGAGCGGGAGCUUCGCCAAACUGAACGGCUUAUUCGAUAGCCCCGUCAAGGAGUAUCAGCAGAACAUCGAUUCGCCCAAACUGUACACCAACCUCCUGACCAGUCGUAAAGAGCUCCCCCCCAACGGAGAUACGAAGUCCAUGAUCAUGGACCAUCGGGGCCAGCCUCCGGAGCUGGCCGCCCUUCCCACGCCCGAGUCUACCCCCGUCCUCCAGCAGAAGACCCUCCAGUCCAUGAAAAGCCAGUCGGAGAAAGCUCACGGCGCUUCGAGGAAAGACGCGCCUCAGUUUUUCCCUUCCAGCCCGCCGCCUCACUCUCCACUCAGUCACGGGCACAUCCCCAGCGCCAUCGUGCUUCCGAAUGCCACCCAUGACUACAACACCUCCUUCUCCAAUUCGAAUGCCCACAAAGCUGAGAAAAAGCUCCAGAAUAUCGAUCACCCGCUCACCAAAUCGAGCAAGAGAGACCACCGGCGCUCGGUUGAUUCCAGAAACACGCUCAACGAUCUCUUGAAGCAUCUUAGCGACCCGAGUAGUAACCCUAAAGCCAUCAUGGGCGAGAUCCAAAUGGCCCACCAGACCCUCAUGCUGGAUCCCAUGGGAAACAUGUCGGAGGUCCCGCCUAAGGUUCCAAACAGGGAGGCCUCCUUGUACUCUCCUCCUUCUACCCUCCCGAGGAACAGCCCCACAAAGCGGGUGGACGUGCCCACCACCCCCGGGGUCCCGAUGACCUCACUGGAAAGACAAAGGGGCUAUCACAAAAAUUCCUCCCAGAGGCAUUCCAUAUCGGCGAUGCCUAAAAACUUAAACUCACCAAAUGGUGUUUUGUUAUCGAGACAGCCUAGUAUUAGUCGUGGAGGAUAUAUGCCUGCCACGGGAGGUGGGAAGAUGGACUACAUCCAGGGGACACCGGUCAGUGUUCAUCUGCAGCCUUCCCUCUCCAGACAGAGCAGUUACACCAGUAACGGCACCCUCCCUCGGACGGGCAUAAAGAGGACACCAUCCUUAAAACCUGACGUGCCACCAAAGCCUUCGUUCGUCCCACAGACGACAUCCGUCAGACCGCUGAACAAAUACACCUACUGAGACUGGCGCGCUCUGUUGUGGGGUGGUUUCGCCUGUGCUGGCUGUAGGGAUGAUGUUGGGGGGUGGGUACCUUCAGACAAGAGACACUUGUAUUUAAAGAGAACCAAGUGGCCAAAGAAACUGUUUGACUUUGGCAGCAUCAGAACUUGCCACAUGUAGCUACUGCAAGGCUUCAAAGUACUUGCUUAAAAAACAAACAAAACAAAACAAAACAAAACAAAGGAAGGUGCUGGUCAUUCCAUUUCUUUUGUUUGGAGUUAAAGAGGUGUAGCAAUGGGGCUACUUUACCGUUAUA
Molecule: messenger RNA, 3879 nt
Organism: Gracilinanus agilis (Agile Gracile Mouse Opossum)
Lineage: Eukaryota; Metazoa; Chordata; Mammalia; Didelphimorphia; Didelphidae
Gene: SEMA6D
Product: semaphorin 6D
Exons: 19
Coding region: 333-3584 (1083 amino acids)
Biological process (GO): negative chemotaxis; positive regulation of cell migration; axon guidance
Molecular function (GO): semaphorin receptor binding; chemorepellent activity
Source: RefSeq, a predicted model, not a curated record